AUGAAUAAUACCAUUGAACAUAUAUGUAAAAGUACAUAUACAUCUAAAAACAAGUGCAAUGAUUUAUGUGAAGAAACUUCUAGCAAAAACGAAAAUGCCGGAAUUUUGAGUGGAGGAAGAACAAUUGAUAAAUAUAAUAUAAAACUCAUUACUGAUAAAGAAUAUAAUAUGGAAAAUAAAAUAUUGGAAAAUGAGGAAAUAAAACCAGAGAAAAAAAAAAAUAUAGAUAAUAAAAAAAAUAGCAUAGACUUUGAAUCCUUUAACCAAAACAUUUUUAAUAUAAACAUUAAUUUAUAUGAAAAAGAUGAAGAAAAUAAUGAAGAAAAUAAUCAUGAAGAAAAUCAAGAUUAUGAAGAUGAAGACGAAGACGAAGACAAAGACACAAAGGAUGGAAAUGAAAAUGAGAAUGAAAAUGAGGAAGAAACAAAAGAUAGAAAAAGAUACACAAAAAAAAAGCAAAACAUUAAAAAGGAAAAAAUAAAGGAUUCUAAUAAUUAUGAUGAUAGUGAUGAUUCUUCAUACAAUAGCAUAGAUGAAGUAAAUAAAAUUUUAAAAAUAAACAAUGACGAAAAAUUGGAAAAAAAAAACAGAUAUACUUAUAUACUACAACACAAAAAAAGAAUUAAAGAUAAAAGAAAAGAAAAAGUAAACAAAGAUAAAAAGAAUAAUUAUCUAAAAUUAAAUUAUUUAAGAAUAAAUAAAACCUCAAAAGAAAAUGUAAAAAGAGCUAGUGUAGCCACCACAAUGUUAGAAAAUUUUUCUAACAGCGAUACAGAAUAUAGUGAUGAUGAUUUGUAUGAUUCUAAAAAUUGA
Molecule: messenger RNA, 813 nt
Organism: Plasmodium relictum
Lineage: Eukaryota; Apicomplexa; Aconoidasida; Haemosporida; Plasmodiidae
Product: conserved Plasmodium protein, unknown function
Exons: 1
Coding region: 1-813 (270 amino acids)
Source: RefSeq, a predicted model, not a curated record